Aspergillus tanneri is the source of this 798-nucleotide messenger RNA. Its product is annotated as Clr5 domain-containing protein. Bases 1 to 798 code for a protein of 265 amino acids. The record is from RefSeq and is a predicted model, not a curated record. The transcript is spliced from 3 exons. NCBI's taxonomy places the organism in Eukaryota, Fungi, Ascomycota, Eurotiomycetes, Eurotiales, Aspergillaceae.
AUGGCGAGAAAAAUAACAAAGGAAAUUUGGGAUGCUAAAAGGCGCAAGAUAGUGACUCUCUAUCGGGAUGAAGAAUGGCCUCUGAAACAAGUCAUAAAGCACAUAGUUGAUGACAAUUUUCGCCCAAGCGAAGCCCAGCUACGAAGCAAACUGAAGAAAUGGCGCGUCACUAAACCAUCUCGUCGAACACGAACGAAGGCUCAAGACAGAUACCAUGGAUAUAACGAAGGGGCCAAGAAGUUCACCGACGAUGCACAGAGUAACGAAGCCAGAGAGCUAGCUUGGUCACCAGAUUCGUCGUCUAUGAUGUCCUCAGGGCCGCAAGACAAUCCCAUGACUGGAUAUGAAUCUUGCUUGGCGCAGACAAAAUGUUUAGAGUGCUGCAACUCACUGAUGCAGAACGACCGGCCCAUACUGUCUGAGAUAACGUUACCUGCUCCAGCAACAAGCACUGUGUUCAGCGGCCAGCUUGGGCCCCCUACAGUCUCCAGCACGGACAAUGUGACCAGGACAACAGAACAAGCUAUGUAUGGCAGUCGGCAAUUUGCAAAUCACCCUACCAGUACAGAAUUUACCGGGCCGUUUUCGAUCUCCCACUACUCUCCAUCUACCGCACAGCUAUUUGUUACAGAAAAUGUAUUCUCCAAUGGCAUCUCCAAUUAUGUUGGGACAUUCUAUUGUCUUCCUGGGCCUGUCGAUCAGCAACCGCCGCAUGGUUGUCCCUACCCCACCUCAGGCUCCAUACAAUACCCGAAGAUCGAGGAGCAUACUUCGAUGGUGGACCCAUGGGGAGAAUGA